Messenger RNA from Moesziomyces antarcticus, 1029 nucleotides. RefSeq lists its product as uncharacterized. The coding region runs from base 1 to 1029 and encodes 342 amino acids. Lineage: Eukaryota; Fungi; Basidiomycota; Ustilaginomycetes; Ustilaginales; Ustilaginaceae. The transcript has a single exon. Gene Ontology annotation, molecular function: arylformamidase activity. The record is from RefSeq and is a predicted model, not a curated record.
AUGACUGCGACAGCCUCAACUAGCCAAAGCCAUGCCUUCGGAGGCUCCAAGGCCGCCAACACAGUCCCAGACUUUGACGACAUUCCCGCGGUAGCUGGCAUGCCUCAUGGAUGCGCAUGGAAAGUGUGGGGCGAAGAUGACCAGCUUGGCACGCUCAAUCUGCUUACGCCCGAGGUCGUAGCGAGUGCGGCACAGGAAAACAUCCGCACUGGUGAUCGAGUCCAGAUUGACUGGGGUCUCGAUAGCGUCGAUGUUCCCGCCAACAAACGCAAGCACUUUCACCACGAGCUCCUCGACCUCAAGAAGAAGCUCGGCGUCUAUGCGACGGACGACGAGCUGCAUCUCAACACCCAGACCUCGUCGCAAUGGGACGGCUUCAAUCAUUUUGCCCAUCAGGCUACGGGCACCUACUACAACGGCCUCAAGCACGACGAUCUCCACUCUGGCGCCGUCGAUAAGGGUGCCAAGAACAGCAUGCACGCCUGGUGCUUGAGCGGCGGUAUCGCCGGCCGAGGCGUUCUCGUGGAUUGGGUGCACUGGUGGGAGUCCACAAAGACCGAGCCGAUCCCGGCCGCAAACUCCUCCUACCCGAUUCCCCUUUCGCAGAUCAAGGAGGUGCUGGAAUGGCAAAAGACGGAAUUACGCGCGGGCGACAUCCUCCUCCUCAGGACGGGCGUGGUGAGGUGGUUCGAGCAGGCCUCGGACGAGGACAAGGUCAAGGGCAUGAUUGAAAACGACAACUUCCCCGGCAUCGAAGCGACCGAAGAGGUCAAGCGAUGGCUGUGGAACAGCCACUUUGCCGCAGUGGCAAGCGACAACCCUUCGUUCGAAUUUGGCCCUCACGGUGACUUGUGGCUUCACGAGUGGCUGCUGCCAAUGUGGGGAUGCCCCAUCGGCGAACUAUUCGACCUCGAACGCCUUUCGGCUGCGUGUCAGAAGCAUCAGCGUUGGACCUUCUUCCUGACCUCGGCCCCGUACCGAGUCAAGGGCGGCAUCGCAUCGUCUCCCAACAGCAUCUGCAUCUUCUAG